AUGGGCGAUAAUCGCAUGAGAGAGAUCGAGGGCAAAACCGUCCACGACCCAUACCCAAAACCCCGCCGCAUCUGGGUGCCUUACCCGGUGGUCGUCGGCGCCGGUCCGUCGGGCCUUGCGGUGGCGGCCUGCCUGAAGGCACGUGGCAUCCCGUCGCUCAUCCUCGAGCGGGAAAGCUGCCUAGCCUCCCUGUGGCGGCUCAAAACCUACGACCGCCUCAAACUCCACCUCCCGAGGCGGUUCUGCCAGCUGCCGAUGAUGGACUUCCCGGAAAAGUUCCCGGAAAACUUCCCGACGAAGAACGAGUUCGUCGGGUACCUCGAGGCGUACGCGGAGAGUUUUGGGCUCCGGCCGGUGUUCGGCUGCCGGGUGGUGGCGGUGGAGAACGACGGCGGCGGGAUGUGGCGGGUGGAGGUGGCGGCGGAGGCGGGGGAGGUGGUGGUGGAGUACGUGUGCCGGUGGUUGGUGGUGGCGACGGGGGAGAACGCGGAGGAGGUGGUGCCGGAAAUGGAGGGGGUGGAGGAGUUUUCCGGCGAGGUGGUGCACACGAGCGGGUAUAGAAACGGAGAGGGUUACGUGGGGAGGAAGGUCUGNUCCAGUGUUCACAUUCUGCCAAGGGAGAUGCUCGGGAGCUCGACUUUCGCACUCUCCAUGUGGCUGAUCAAGUGGUUCCCGGUUCGCAUUGUCGACUAUUUCUUGCUGGCCAUCUCGCGCCUUGUGCUUGGUGACACGGGCCGAUUUGGGCUGAACCGGCCCAAUAUGGGCCCGCUUGAGAUUAAGGGCUUAUUGGGCAAAACUCCGGUUUUGGACGUGGGAACCCUAGACAAGAUCAAAAAAGGGGACAUUAAGAUACGGCCCGCCAUAAGGAGACUAAGACAUAAAUCGGUGGAAUUCAUAGAUGGAACCAUAGAAAAUUUCGAUGCAGUUAUACUGGCAACUGGUUACAAAAGCAAUGUGCCAUCUUGGCUAAAGGAAAGCAAGAUGUUCUCAGAAAAAGAUGGGCUCCCAAAAAGGCCAUUUCCAAAUGGGUGGAAAGGUGAAAAUGGGCUGUAUGCUGUGGGGUUCACCAAACGCGGCCUUAUUGGGACAUCAGUCGAUGCCAACAACGUUGCAAAUGACAUUGAAAUCUCUUGGAAGGCAGAAAAUCAACACAUUAAUUCCUCCAUUUCUAAUUGGCCACUUUUAUUGGAAAAAAUUGUGUAG
Molecule: messenger RNA, 1203 nt
Organism: Striga asiatica
Lineage: Eukaryota; Viridiplantae; Streptophyta; Magnoliopsida; Lamiales; Orobanchaceae
Source: the annotation of a GenBank genome assembly